CUGAAAAAAAAAAUGGUCCAACACUCCAACUAAAGUGAAAAGCGGUUAAAGCGGUGGGCGAUGGUGUUUUUGGUUCAGCCGCGGAUUUGGGAGAAGAGUGAGAAGGACCGCUUGUAAGGAAAACCCUACCAUUCCGAUUCACUUUCCGGCGCCGACAAGGCCGUUGCUUGUUCUCUUGCCGCUUCUGCUGUUGAUGUUUGAUAUCUUCUCCGGUGGUGAUGGUCGUCGGAGAGGAGGGAUCAUUGGCAUUUUCGCGGAGGCCGGGGAGGCGGCGGCGGCGGCGGCGGAUUUUGGGGUACUUCCUCAUCUAGUGUUGGAUUGCCGGCUUCCAAUGUCGGAAUAGCUAUCGUCGUGACGGCCAUGGCCGGUCUCGCCUUGGCCGCCACCGUCGUCUACUCCCGUAGGUAAAGAAAACAAAAACAAAAAUUCUAAAACAAAGAUGGGAUUUUUUUACGCGGUGGUCGAAAUCUGUACGUCAUCUUCGUUUGCAAUUGAAGUAAACCCUAGAUGAAUAGCUGGAAAAGGAAAAGGACUCGAUCAAUGAAUUAAUCGUCGUUAACUGAAAAAAGAAGUAGGCUUAGGGAUAGGUAAAUAGGUGUAGAUGUUGAUGAUGCAAGAUAAACCGUUGAUGAGAGCACUGCGGCGGAGUCACACUUCAUUUUUCUCGAAUACUCCUUCUCCUUCUCCUUCUUCAUCACGGCCGUCCACGCCAUCUUCUUCUUCGUCAUGGGUCCAUUUCAGAUCGGUUUUAUUAGUCGUUGCCUCCUCCUCUUCUUCGUCUUCAUCCUCACCAGUUUCCGCAGAUCGGGGAAGCCUAAAAUCACCAUGGUCUAGGAGGAGAAGGAAACAUGGCCGCUGCAGAAACAGUGGAAGAGUUUUCUUCGACACUGAUGGUAGGCUGUUAGAUGGGGGUGUUAAGUUUUUGAAGAAAGCAGCAGGAGUGGGUAUGUUUAUCACUUCCAUCUAUAAAAAUAGUGAUGCCUUCAAUGCAGCACUGGAAUUUUCUGCCUUUGUAGUAGCUUUAUCGAAAUUGAAGUUUCCUUGUGCAUCUGCUUGUUGCUCUGACUUUGAGUUUGGUAUUUGUGUUCAAGCAGGGGUGUUGACCCAAAUAUACGGGCAGAGUUGGCCUUUCCUUCUUGGAGUCUAUGACUUGAAUAGUACAGAGGAAGAAAGAAAUUCCAUUAAAGCUCGAAACGAGUAUGUCAACCUGCGAAGACAGUGCCAACAACUUUUAAGUAGUAGUGAUAAGAGCUUCAAGUCGAAGGAAACUUCUGGAAAUGACAGCAAUGAGGACUCUGGUGAUUUUAGUCAAGUUGGGCAUUCCCGAGGUCUAGAAGAUGUUAGUGCUGCUGCUCUUAAAGCGGACAAUUUGUUGGGGGGUCAGGACAGUGAUGAAGUUGCUGAUACUCUUAAAGCGGGCAAUUCCUUGGUUGAGCAUGAUGGUGAUCAUAGUGGAAUUGCCAAUGAGAACGCUUCUGAACCUGAAACAGCGUCAACUGAUUCUGAAUCUUCUGAAGACCCUGAGGAGACACAGCCUUUCUUUGCUCAGGAAGGAACAGAAAAAAGCUAUAUUGAUGAGGGUUCUGAAUGUUGUCAUCACAAGUCAGCUGGUACCUUGCAACCCCCUGCAUCUGAAGAUUUUGCAACGUGGCAAAGGAUCAUACGCCUUGAUGCUGUUCGGGCAAAUGGUGAAUGGGUUAUUUAUUCACCUUCCCAGGCCUCGGUAUCCGAGGUCAAGGCACGGCGAUUGGCUGAGAGUGUUGGACUAAAGGAUUAUGAUCAUCUGGAGCCUUGCAGGAUUUAUCAUGCUGCUCGCCUUGUUGCCAUCCUAGAAGCUUAUGCAUUAUAUGAUUCUGAGAUUGGUUAUUGUCAGGGGAUGAGUGAUUUACUUUCUCCAAUUAUCUCUGUGGUAGAGGAGGAUCAUGAAGCCUUCUGGUGCUUCGUGGGUUUCAUGCGAAAAGCUCGGCAUAAUUUCCGUCUUGAUGAGGUGGGGAUUCGUAGACAGUUGAACAUUGUGUCAAAAAUAAUAAAAUGCAAAGAUUCACAUCUGUACAGGCAUUUGGAAAAACUUCAGGCAGAGGAUUGCUUUUUCGUGUACAGAAUGGUGGUUGUUUUGUUCAGAAGAGAGUUAAAUUUUGAGCAGACCCUUUGCCUCUGGGAGGUAAUGUGGGCAGAUCAGGCAGCUAUCAGGGCUGGAAUAGCAAAAUCUGCGUGAAGGUUGAGGAUGAGGGCCCCUCCAACAGAGGAUUUACUUCUUUAUGCCAUAUCAGCCUGCGUGUUGCAAAGAAGGAAGCUGAUCAUUGAGAAAUACAGUAGUAUGGAUGAAAUUAUGAGGGAAUGCAACAGCAUGGCUGGGAAUCUGGAUGUUUGGAAGCUUUUGGAUGAUGCUCAUGACUUGGUGGUGAACCUCCAUGAUAAGAUAUAGGACACUCUUACUGUCUUAGAAUAAUUUUCACGUUUUGUUACCCUUUUAGUUGAUGUUCCUCGUCCCUUUAACCUCAACCCGCUCCCACCUUUACAAGAUCUUGCUGCUGGCUUGUUGCUUCUUGUGAGAAAUGCCUUCUUAAAGCAGGGUAUUCACCUUUCGUUCAUUUUCGGAUGCUAGUUAUUUAUAGCCUUAUAGGCAGUUGUUGUGUUGAGUAAAUUAUGAAAUCAUGGUGUAUUGCCUGCAAUCUGGGCACUGACUUGCUGACUGAAGUGGCGAUCUACCAAGCUUAGUUGUUUGAAAUGAUUCGCGGGUCUCAAGUACAAAAUCAUGUAUACUUGAGCAUUUAGCUCACCAAACACUAGUUUUGUGCAUUCAUUGGCAGUGGUCUUGCUCUC
Coffea arabica (coffee) is the source of this 2823-nucleotide messenger RNA. The record is from RefSeq and is a predicted model, not a curated record. Lineage: Eukaryota; Viridiplantae; Streptophyta; Magnoliopsida; Gentianales; Rubiaceae.